UACACUUUAAUUGUUCUGUGAUAUUAUACUGCUCUCUAGUGCUCAAGGAAACAAACAGCAACAUGAAGUCAUUGGUUGUAUUCAUAUGAAAAUCAUGAUUACAAGGGGCGACAUCUGCACUGGAGGUGAGUGUAUUCUGUGCUGUGGAGACCAGUUUUCUGAGGAGAAGGUCAUUUCAGGGGAGAGUGCGGGGAACGUGCAGCAUCUCUCUGCGACAACUGCGCCAAAACCUCCUGCAGUUUGGUGGAAAUAAACCGGACAGAGAAACACUAAGCAAAGGAAAGGGAUAUUCCACUGUGCACUGCCUCGCAGCUAAAGCAUACAACAUCCAGACCUGAGGCUUUUAUCCCAGUUUCUCGGUUCAGGAUGUCAUCCUCUGAAAAUGCUGCGUCAUGUGAAGUCUGUGAAGCGUCACCUUCAACUUCAGAGCCUGAACCCCUGAGGAUUGUUCUGCUGGGGAGAACAGGAACCGGCAGAAGCUCCUCAGGCAACACCAUCCUGGGCAGGUCCGCUUUCUGGGUGGACGUCUCCCCCUCUUCUGUGACCACACAAUGCAAGAGACAAACGGGGACACUGAAUGGGCGCAGCCUUUCUGUGAUUGACACGCCAGGAUUCUUCCACACACAGCUACGCCCUCAAGAGGUCAUAGCAGAGGUGGGGCGCUGUGUUGCUCUGGCCACUCCGGGACCCCAUGCCUUCUUGGUGACCCUACAGUCAGGCAGGUUCACACAGGAGGAAAAGGACACCCUGGAGUGGAUGAAGGCUACCUUUGGACACGAAGUAGUCAGGUUUACCAUGGUGCUCUUCACUUGGGGAGACCUUCUACUGGGCAAAGACAUUGGUGAUUUCCUGGAGGAGAACCACGAACUGGUGGACUUUGUCAGCAGCUGCCAGGGAGGGUUUCAUAUCUUUGACAACAGCGAACAGGACAAGACAACAGCAUGCACAAAACAGGUUGUGGAGCUACUGAAGAAAGUGGACAAAAUAGUGGCUGACAAUGGAGGUGGUUGCUAUAGCAUUGAGAUGUUUAACAAAGCUGAGAGGGCCAUCAGGGAUGCACAAGAGAUGAUUCUGGAAGAAAGUGGACCAAAGGUGGAAUACCCUCAGAGGCUGACUGAAGGUAAGGAAGAGCCGGGGCCAGAGAGGAGGAGACAGAGGGAAGACGAAGAAGAGAGGAGAAGAGAGGAGGAAGAGGCCAAGAAGAGGGCAGAGAGGCUUUUCUGGUGUGAGCUGGUGACUGCACUGGGAAAAGGUGCUGCAGAGGGGGCAGGGGUCAUGGGGAAGGACAAAGGGAAAGGCAAGGUUGUGAAGAAAGUGAAGGUGGUGGAGAGAGCAGCCGCUCUGGCAGCAUCGCCACUCUGCAUCAGUUCCGCUGCAAAAAUGAUGUCCCAUGAAGUCCCGCCGUCACCUCCUCUACAUCCCUCCUCCAUCCUACAAUAACCUACAAACUGAAGCCAAAUUCUGACAUGCAUCCAGCUCUCCCUACCUCCUUCUCCCAUGUUCGAUGCAAUAGAAUCAGCCCAGGAACACCUGACAUUACAGAGGAAAUGCUUUCAUCCUACACCCCCAGCAUCUGCAGUGGUGCAGAGAAAUGAGGGGGCCCCACACACCAGUGGAGUGCACCAGCUUCUUCAUACACCCUUGAAGUGUGAAGUGCAGAGCCUGGUCCCUUUAUCAGUCACUGGGUUGUUGAAGUUAAAUCUCACCAUAUUAGGUUCACAGAACACCUAAUAAAGUGUCAGGUGUGGCACCCAGUGUGGUCUUCUGCUGCUGUAUUUGUAAACUAUAAAUCAAACAAGCGUUCAUAUUACUUAUCAAUGAGAUCAGACAGCAAGAGCGAUACCUAAUGACACCACACACUGUAUUAAGGCAUUAUUAUUAAUAAUCUAUUGCAUCAGCAAAGAGAAAGUAGGGAAUGACACAGCUGACCCAUAUACAUGCUAUAAUAACGGUGUGCUGAGUAAAAGGUUACAGGAAACUAACCUGACAUCCAGGCCUGAUUAGUUGGUAUAAAUACAUACAUAUACACUGUGGUGUGCACCUGGUUAUGUCCUCCUCAGAUGCUGAGAUCUGACUGUGCUCAGUCUUCAUACUCUUCAUCUGCCCCUCGUUCCCCCUUUUUGGCAUUGUCAUGUGGGCAGAUGUAACACCCACAUCCCUUUUCAGGUGCAAGAUAUUUUAAAAAGGAAACCGUCCUGCUUUGUAAUUUAGGAGGCAGAGGUAGAGAGAAAGAGAAGGAGUGAUGAGGGGGCAAAAAGGGUGAUGUGGGUGAGAGUGGUUUCCAUAGAAACAGUUUUAUACUCAGUUCAUAAUUCACAUCGAUAUCUA
This is a messenger RNA of Solea senegalensis (Senegalese sole), 2328 nucleotides long. Its product is annotated as GTPase IMAP family member 7-like. Bases 367 to 1440 code for a protein of 357 amino acids. The record is from RefSeq and is a predicted model, not a curated record. Lineage: Eukaryota; Metazoa; Chordata; Actinopteri; Pleuronectiformes; Soleidae. The transcript is spliced from 3 exons. Gene Ontology annotation, molecular function: GTP binding.